This is a messenger RNA of Cuscuta campestris, 1352 nucleotides long. The record is from the annotation of a GenBank genome assembly. NCBI's taxonomy places the organism in Eukaryota, Viridiplantae, Streptophyta, Magnoliopsida, Solanales, Convolvulaceae.
CUCAUAGAUUGAAAAUAAAUAAAUAUGGAAUCCUUAUCAGCAAAAAGACAUAAAGUUCUUAAAAAAGUAGAACAAAAAUGCUCCCUGAGUUUCUGUUUCCGAUUGCUGCCGCACAGGACCUGAUGCGGCCAUAGUGCCUCACCGGACCUUGCCGUCGCCGGACCUAGGGUCGGAACCCUAGGCCGGUUCUUCUCUCCUCUGCUCCGAUCUGUCUCCCCCCUGGCCUCUCGCUGCUGCCCGCUGGGUUUAUAGGGGCUGGAAAUCAGCCCUUCGUCUAGGAUUAGGACUCCAAAUUUGAGUCCAAGUCUCCCCUGCGCUGCUGCGUUUUCGUUGGUAGAGUUGGAGGGGGAGUCUUUUCCGUAGGCAUCUCGAGUAUUUUAACACAAAGGUACAAGAGUGUAGAUCCAAGAUCAAUUAAUGCUCGGACCUCAGUCCCACAUAAUGAAAAUAAAAUGUGUUGAUGAACACAUCCAACCUUCCAUUAUCUCCCAUAAAAUUGCUCAUGAAUUAUGGUUAGAUCUGAAGACCAGAUAUGGAGGUUCCAAUGGACCUCGUGAUCACCAAUUGAAAUCUGAGUUUCAAUCUUUGCGUCAAAAGGGACAAACUGUGGUUGCCUACUAUAACCAAUUUGUGACUUUAUGGAACAAGCUAUAUGUAUCUGUUGAUCCAACGUGUGGUUGCCGGUGUGAGGCUGCGGCUUUGAUUCGGGCGCGCGAGGAACAGGAGAAGACUCAUCAUUUUUUGCUCGGGCUCGACGACGAACAGUUCGGUCACAUCCGAUCUCAGAUUAUUGCCACUGAACCUGUUCCGGACAUACACCGGGCUUAUGCACUCAUCGUUCAAGAAGAACGGCAUAAGAGCAUUGUCUGUGGCCGAGAUGACCGUACGGACGCUCUCGCCUUUGCCAUGCAGCGUCCCGCUCCUACCUUGGGUCGUGGAGACCCCCCCAUUAUUCGUGCACACAUUGUGGAAAAGACAGCCAUUCCGUGGAUCGGUGCUAUCAAUUGCAUGGGUAUCCGCCCGGGAAGGGCCGUGGAGGUCGCGGCACUGCAUCCGGCAGAGGGAGUCGCGGCGGUGGCAGAACGCCGUCCGGCGGCAGUAGCGCCCCUGGCCGUGGGUCUGGCCGAGGGAUAGGAUGGGCGAUAGGGGGAGCAAAUGCAGCCACCAAUUCCAACGCCCUAGGCCUCACACCUGAUCAGAUGACUUGGUUACUUUCCAUGCUCGACGUCUCUUCUUCCGACAAGGAUACUGGGUCUAAUGGUGAGGCAUCGGCUCGUGAGUGGCUUAUUGACAAUGGCGCCUCUCAUCACAUGACUGGUAAUAUCUCUUUUUUAACUGAUGUGGUUCCCAUG